UUUAUUGUUGGAGGAUGGAUGAGCUAUAUAUUGAUCAGUUGUCUUUUAGGUUAAACUAAAAAGAAAUUGGAACUGUGCUAUUUGUAUUCAUGCCACGUGCAUUGUUCAACGCCACUUCCACAUAUUGUGUAUGUGAUCUGUCUCUAAAGUUCACGAUGUUGUUAUUUAUCCCAUAGGUCCUCCUUAGUGGAAUUACUCUUGUAUAUGCUGGCAUUCACCCCACAUAUAGUACUUCUGGGAAAGUAGGAGAAAGCUGUUUAGAUGGCAUUCAGAGGCUGGCACCUAGGGUUGUGUCUAGUUCAACAACUGUUAACUCAACCAACUGCUGUCAACCCCUUAUACCAUGUGUAAUCAAGUAGUCGAUUUGGUUCUGGGUUCAAGAUCAGUCAACCCCUUAGUCAAUUAGUCAACCAAGGGAAAUAUAUUUGUGUUUUCUUUAAGAGUAUGUCGCCUCUGUUUCCACAGGUGAAGUAAAAUGUCUCACUGAAUGUAAUGACUGCGAUAUUCACCAUGGUGGGUUUUGGGCUUGCAGUAUAUAGGAAUCCUUUGUCCAGGGAAGUAUUCUCUGUUGCUUUUAAAAAGUUCCAGUUCCGCUGGUCCAGUGAAGGAGCCAGAGGGAGAGAGGCUUGCCCACCUUGCAGUUGUCACAACAGAUGCCUUUGGAGGAACACUGGGCCCCAGGAACUUUCCGAAUGCACUGUAUGUGUGACGCACUUAUGCGUAGUGGGUGUGGAGUCAGGCGCAGGUGGCAGAAGGUACAGAACAAUGCGUUAAUCUCCGGCACAGAGAAAAUAGUACACGCCAAUACAGGGCGCAUAUAAACUCCCGGCCCAAAACCAGGACCUAAACAGUCCGGGAAAAAAAAAACUGAAACGCACUACCACACAGAAACAACAGGGGGAAAAUAAGCCCUCACAAAGAGCAGGUGGGCCUUACCGGCUUAAAUAGCCCAACUAAAAACCAAAACAAGAAACAGGUGAAACCAAUAAGACAAAACAAACAGAAAAGGGAAAAGGGAUCAGUGGCAGCUAGUAGACCGGUGACGACGACCGCUGAGCGCCGCCCGAACAGGCAGAGGAGCCACCUUUGGUGCGAGUCGUGACAGUAUGUCCAAGCAUACACCAUACAAACUGGUCAAAUACCCCUGCAAAGAGGAUCACCCCUACUCCAAUUUCUACUGAGACACUGUGCUCAUGAUCAAUGGCAUGCUGGGCAUUCUGAUUGGUUUCUUGGUGCUGGAGAUGCUGAUCAGUGUGAUGGUUAUCACGUAUGGGCUGUGCACCAUGGGUACCGACCACCCAGAGAGCAUAACAGGUCAUUUUACAGAGACUCUUGAUGAUGAGGUGGAGGUGAAGUGUUCUUUGGAGAACAAUCGCUUUAUACUGUGUGACUGCGAGAAGGGGAGAGGAAUUCCUCUAAAGAGGGCAACCUUUUGCCCCUUCAAGUAUCUGUCUGUCGCAGAGGCAGCUGCAAUCCCAUUGGAUGUUCAGAGCCGCGGAGUGGAUGUGGGGGUUGCUAUUCUUCUGCAGUCAGCCAAUCAGAAGGUGUUGUUAACUCGACGGGCGGCCAGUCUCCGCAUUUUCCCCAAUGUGUGGGUUCCACCAGGUGGCCAUGUGGAACUGGAUGAGAGGCUCCUGGACGCAGGGCUGAGGGAGCUGAGGGAGGAGACAGGACUGAAGCUGGACCCUGGAGACGUCUCAGCUCAGCUGCUGGGGCUCUGGGAGUCAGUUUUCCCACCCAUGCUGAGCAGAGGGAUGCCGCAGAGGCACCAUGUGGUCACUUACAUGCUCCUAAACACCUCCCUCACACACCAGCAGCUCCAGGCCUCUCUGCACCCCAAGCCUGCUGAGGUCAGUGGUUGUCUGUGGGUGGACGCCUCGCUGGUCAAGGCCAUCGUGUCCGCCGUGGACGGAGAGGAGGGUUCUGUGACUCCGUUGGAGGGCCUGGCUACAACCAUAAGCGGAGAGGAUGUGGAGCGGGUCAGCACUGGUACCAAAUAUGCCCUGGAGCUCUGGCUUAAGAACCUGGAGGGACAGGGGACCCGAUGUUAACUGUCUUCACUAAACCUGGACGUCUAGCCCUGUGAUGAAGUGACUUCCUGGAGGAUGACAUCACUUCCGGGAGUUUGCCUUAACCGGUGAAGGUCACCUAAAGUGAACUAUCAUCUUUCAAAAAAUCUUGUACGUAUUAACCAAUAAUGAACUUUGGGUGAUCUGUCCCUUUAAUAUCUACAGCAACACCUACAAGUCUUAAUAUGGCUGUUUGAGGGCUUUGCAUGAGCUAUCAAUGUUGUGCGUAAGAACAGUUUUUAUUGCAAGGGUGUUGUUGUUAGUGAUGAAAUGUUAUGAACAAAGUGGAUUUAUACUGCAGAUGCUUUUAUGAUCAUUAUAUUCCAUUUGCGCCUUCGAGCCACAAGAUGGCAAUGCAUAGCCUACACAGUGAUUUCACAUUUGGAAACAUGCGCAAAACAAUCAGAAUUCUGAUUUAAGUUUACAUAAUUAUCUUGACUUGUAAAUCAUGUGUUCUUAACUGACUCGCCUGAUUAAAUAAAAAUGUAUAAAAAUAUUUAC
Molecule: messenger RNA, 2570 nt
Organism: Oncorhynchus gorbuscha (pink salmon)
Lineage: Eukaryota; Metazoa; Chordata; Actinopteri; Salmoniformes; Salmonidae
Product: nucleoside diphosphate-linked moiety X motif 17-like
Exons: 9
Coding region: 1194-2051 (285 amino acids)
Biological process (GO): NADP+ catabolic process; NAD+ catabolic process
Cellular component (GO): cytosol
Molecular function (GO): NADH pyrophosphatase activity
Source: RefSeq, a predicted model, not a curated record